Messenger RNA from Penicillium cosmopolitanum, 4791 nucleotides. RefSeq names its product non-ribosomal peptide synthetase. The coding region runs from base 1 to 4791 and encodes 1596 amino acids. Gene Ontology annotation, molecular function: medium-chain fatty acid-CoA ligase activity. The record is from RefSeq and is a predicted model, not a curated record. NCBI's taxonomy places the organism in Eukaryota, Fungi, Ascomycota, Eurotiomycetes, Eurotiales, Aspergillaceae. The transcript has 4 exons. Gene Ontology annotation, biological process: fatty acid metabolic process.
AUGGCGGAUCUGCCAAGAUGUUCCUUCGUCGUCUGCGGAGUGACGCCUCCCACCCAGACUCUCCCCAUAUCUCUCUCAAAUCUCCUUUCCUCACACUCCAGCGAAUGGCCCACCCGCGAGCUCAUUCUUACCUUCCAAGAUAUCUAUAAAUCCCUUCCAGAACCUGCCAAAGUCGAGAACAAUGAAGCAAUUCGUCGUCUCCGGAUACAGAUCAAGGAAGCUACCCCCAGUAUCGCCGAAUUGAUAGGAACCGACAACCGCGCCGGCUUCAUCGAUGCCAGUACAGGUAAAAACCUGACACAUCUUGCUAUCCGCCAAUUUGUACAAGGUUUCCAUAUCCCUGUGAGGUCUUCCUCCAAUGGAAAGCCUCGAGUGGCUGUCAUACUGCCUAAUGGACUCCUCAUGGCAGUUGCGGUUUUUGCCUUCGCUAACAGGUAUACAAUUGUUCCCAUGGCGUCAAAUACGGUGCCAGAGCAACUGCACAUGGAUGUUGAACAAGUGCAAGCUGAUGCGGUUGUCGCUUUGGAAAAUGAUAUUGAAAAGUUGAAACUAGACAACGGUGUUCGUCCAAUAUUUGGACUUGAACAGCUGGAAGACUUGACUUUUCGCGUUGUUUCAGAAAAGCACAAUUCAACUACAUCAAGUCUUACGCCAAAUGUUGGGGAUGACAUUGCAAUCAUCCUCUUUACUAGCGGCACGAGUGGCAAGAAGAAAUUGGUGCCAAUCACAACCUUUAAUCUCAUCGCGGGUACGAUCGCUACGAUGGAGUCUGUAGAACUGUCUGAGAAGGAUACUUGCCUUAACAUGAUGCCGUUAAACCACGUUGGAGGUAUAAUGCGCAGUAUUCUUUCUCCUAUUCUCGCCGGUGGGGCUACCGAUAUGCUGUCCGUCCUUCGACCCCAGCAUGUUCUGGGAUGCUGCGCAAUCACCCACCAUGACCCCUACAUGAUGAUUCUUGGAGAAGCCGAGCACCGUCCUGAUGCUGUUCGUCAAAGUGCCAUCGAGUUUAUCUGUAACGCCGGCGGUGGUCUACCCCCAACGCUUGCUUUGCAACUUCGUGAAGCUUUCAACUGCUCGGUCCUUCCCAGCUAUGGAAUGACUGAAUGCAUGCCCAUCGCAGCACCACCAAAAAACUACACUCUUGACCGUCCCGGUACAUCUGGACGAAUCGUCGGUCCCGAAGUUGCCAUUUUAAAUGAUGGAAAACCAGUCUCGGACCGCGGGACUCUCGGACAUAUCUGCGUUCGUGGAUCACCUGCCUUCGAAGGAUAUCUGACCACCGAGGGCGAAAUUGAUACAAGUGCUUUUAAUGAGGCUGGUUGGUUUGACACCGGUGAUCUUGGAUACCUUGACCCCGAGAACUACCUUUACAUUACCGGUCGGAGCAAGGAGGUCAUCAACCGUGGUGGUGAAAUCAUUUCUCCCGUCGAGGUGGAAGACGCAGUUCUCACUGCAGCCAAGCAUCCCGGCUCUCCGCUAUACGGUCGCGUCACUGAGACCCUGGCCUUCUCUGUCCCUGAUGAAGUACUCCAGGAGGUGGUGGGAAUUGUUAUUGUGACGCCCCCAGGCACACCCAGGCCAGAUAUCCGCCAGCUGCACGAAUCGCUACAGCCUGUUAUUCAUCAGCCCAAGUGGCCCGCCUUAGUGGUAUAUAUGGAUCGUGUGCCUAAGUCCAAUAACAAAAUUCAGCGCAUUAAGCUUGCCGAGCGACUUACACUGGAGUCGUUGACACCGAAGACACCCCUCGGAGAUCGUCAUUACGAAGCUGUCUGCCCACCCAACGGCACUCCCUUGAGUACUUCGAUUUCAAAACAAAAAUGUGCUGUUGACCGCAACACUGUUCGCUCCACUUUGGGAGAGAUUGCUAAGGACUCUGAAGUGCAUAUACAAAUCAACGAACGUGAUGGAUUCGCCCAAGCUGUUCUCUUCGUCGACAACCCGGACAACUAUCAAUUCACUCCUAAUGUCCUUCACGAGCAGCUUGAUGGCUAUCUUGUCCCCUCCCGCAUCACUACUCUGAAGGGGCCCAUGCCCCUCGACUUCUACGGAAAACCUGACCAGACAGCCAUUGACGAGGCUAUUCGCGCCCAAAACUCAGAUGGUAGCCUGUCACCCAUCCAACGUCGGAUCCGCGAAAUCUUCGCUAUUGCCCUAUCUUGCGCACCAGAGGAGAUAUCUGCCAUGACUGACUUUUUCACCGCUGGCGGCGAUAGUCUGAGCGCAGGUCGACUUGUUUCGCAACUCCGACGUGAAUUUGGGAUCUUUCUUGCUGGGGACAUUCUCUUCCACCAUAGCACUGUCGGUGAAAUUGAGUACAAAAUCACAGAAGCCGUUCAGAUCAAGGCUGCUAAAGGCGACGAAGGGGAGAUCGAAUUACCCGGCUGUGAAAAGACAUACAGCAGCACAAACCCGCUAGUUAUGGUCUUGCAUCUUUUCCCCGUUCUUUUCUUCUUCCCAAUGAAGCGUGCCUUCCAAUGGCUUGUCUUCUCGUAUGUCGUUGCCGAAGGCACACUGCGCUUUCCCAUUCGCGAUUUACUGAUUGGUCGAUUGAUUUUGAUUGUUCUGGCUGUUUUAGCUGCCCGUGUCAGCGGUCAGAUUGUGACUCCCAUCUUCACGAUUCUCUUCAAGUGGCUUGUUGUCGGCCGCUACGAGGAGGGUAUUUACCCUAUGUGGGGACCGUAUCACACUCGGUGGUGGUUGACCCAGAAGGCAGUGCAGGUGUUUGGAAAAGGAAUGUUCAAUCACUUUAAUUGGUCUCGCGUGCUGUUCUACCGUCUGCUUGGCGUCAAGAUUGGUAAAAAUGUCACCAUACCCCCAUCUGCCAAGCUUGGAGAGUAUGACUUGAUUGAGAUUGGUGACAAUGUCGUGUUGGAUACCUGUCAAUGCCGUCCCUUUGCUGUGGAGCGCAACACAUCCAUGCUGCUCAAAAGAAUUCGCAUUGGUAGAGAUUCUUCCAUCGGUCUUAAGUCAAUUCUCGCCCCUGGCGCCGAUAUACCGGAGAACACCUGCAUCGGCCCCAACUCGUCAAGCUGGGAACUUCAAGAUGCCGAUGAGUCAAACCGGGAUUUGUUAAGCUCUAGAAUUCCUCAGCCACAUUGGAUAUUUGCCCUUCUGGUUGUUACUCCCAUCCAAAUUCUGGUCUGGGUCGCUGCCCGUCUCACAUGGAUGGGUGGUCUUGUACCGAUGGUGAGGCAGUUCCCGGUUGCCCAACCUGACAUGUUCCUGGCAACUCUGCAAUGGUAUACCAGUGGCCAGCGAAUUGGCUUCCACAUUGCUGCAAGGAUCUGUCGUGCUAUUGGUGGCCCGAUCGUGCUCUUCGCAUCAAUUCUGAUCAUCAAAUUCCUGCUCGAUCUUAUCUGUGGCAAGCCCAAGCCUGGUCCUGCUUCUAAGCAGAGUACUUUGCAGAAGAUUCGCACUGGUGUCCUAGCAGAGAUUCUCCCAUCUGGGGAUAUUCAUGAGCUUACCCGUCUAAUCGGUCGUCACUAUGAAUUAGUCUCGAUGGCUAUCCGUUCCCUUGGUGGCAAGGUCGGGAAGCGAAUCUAUUGGCCCAGUGUAGGCCCUUCACUCCCCGACUUUGAUCUCAUCGAAGUCGGAAACGAUGUUGUGUUUGGAUCCCGUUCGACCCUUAUCACAUCGGAUGGCUAUGGCCGUGAUCGUGUUGUUAUUGGUGACGGUGCCAUGGUUGGUGAUCGCGUGGUCGCUUCCCCUGGGGUCACAAUCGGGCGUGAGGCAAUGAUCGGCUCCGGGGCCUUUCUUCGUCGGAAUGGCGAUUAUCCAGCGAAUACCAUCUGGACCGGUAGCAAAGGUGGUGAUGCUGUGCAAUUCCCAACUUCGUCCUCGGUGCCCAUUUCAACUGCCCCUACUGUUGUUGGUAGCAGCAGCAGUAGCACCGAUGGCGAUAGCAGCAGCGACAACGAGAAAGGCAUGGGAAAGAAGACUCAAAAUGAGAAGCAGACCGUUCCGAAUAUCACCGAGGCGGAUACCUGCAAGCCCUUUGGUCGUGCUUUUUACCGGAAGGAUUCUAGUUACUAUGUGCUACGCAUCUGGCAGAUCGUCAUCUAUUCUGUCCUGUCGGUGGUUGUCGUGACUGUUUACUGGCUCCUGAGUGUAGUAUUUGCUCUGCUAUGUCUCCGGGCCUGUCUCGAGCAUAGCAAUGCUACCGGACUCGAUAUCGGAGCUUGGCGGCCAUUUGUCUUGUAUGGCAUACUGGCCAGUUUCUUAUCCGCCAUCAGUUGUGCCCAGGCCUUCAUCGCUUUGGGCGUUGUCAUAUGCGUCAAGUGGAUUGUCAUGGGCCGUCGCAAGGAGGGCGAAUACCACUGGGACAAGAGCAGUUAUAACCAACGAUGGCAGUUCCUCCUGUCAUGCGAGACACUCAUCAAGGACUGCUAUGGCGGAACCGGUCUCCUGCCUAUGAUUACGGGCUCGGUCUAUAUAUCCUGGUAUUACCGCCUCUUGGGUGCGAAUAUUGGAAGAGAUUGCGCGAUCCACGCCAAUGGUACGCCGAACGUCUACUUUACCGAGCCUGACCUUCUCACACUCGGUAACCGCGUGGCUGUUGAUGAUUGCAGCUUGGUUUGCCAUCUGAACUCUCGUGGCGAGUUCGAAUUACAUACUCUGAAGGUCGGCGACCGGAGCAUUUUGCGUGCUGGAUCCCGCUUAAUGUCGGGGGCUUCGAUGGGACAAGAUGCUUGUCUGUUGGAACAUACUUUGGUCCUGUCGGGUGACCAUGUAGAGGAUAAAAGUACACUACAGGGAUGGCCUGCCGAAGGGUUUGAAGGGAAGCGGGUAUAA